Messenger RNA from Etheostoma spectabile (orangethroat darter), 1594 nucleotides. RefSeq names its product POP4 homolog, ribonuclease P/MRP subunit (gene pop4). The transcript has 7 exons. Bases 161 to 832 code for a protein of 223 amino acids. The record is from RefSeq and is a predicted model, not a curated record. Lineage: Eukaryota; Metazoa; Chordata; Actinopteri; Perciformes; Percidae. Gene Ontology annotation, biological process: rRNA processing; tRNA 5'-leader removal. Gene Ontology annotation, molecular function: ribonuclease P RNA binding. Gene Ontology annotation, cellular component: ribonuclease MRP complex; ribonuclease P complex.
CGGAAACUCUUCACAAUCACCGGAAGAAGAAGAAGAAGACGAAGAAGAAGAAGUAGUGUGUUGUUUUGAUGGCUGCUUCCCAACUGUCUUAUUAGAUAUAUAGCUAGCUAGGUUAGCUAUAGUGUUGAGCAGUUUUUCUGCUCUUGAAUUCUUCGAAAACAUGGCAUUGAGCGAAGCGCUUGUUCGAGCCAAGAUUCCCCAGGAUCUGGUGAAGGAUCUGGGUGUGGAGUCUCUGAAUAGGACUGAAGCCCAGUCCUUCACCCAGGCCUUCCUGAAGAACAGCAUUUGGCAGCACUCGCACCGUGAGAUACAGAACAUGUUGAAGCACAAGGCGGUGAUCCUGGGCUACUCCAGGCCCAAGAAGGACAAGAGGAGCAGCAAGAAAGCCAAGGGGCUGAACGCUCGGCAGAAGAGGGAAAUGAAGAUCUUCCAGAUCAAGCCCGAGCACCAGAGAUAUGAGCUUUUCCUGCCUCUGCAUGAACUCUGGAGACAGUACGUCAUUGACCUGUGCGGUGGUUUAAAACCAACAAGCAGUCCACAGUUAGUGCAACAGAAGCUUCUGAAGGCAGACUUUCAUGGUGCCAUCAUCACAGUGGUCCGAUCGAAGUGCCCAUCAUAUGUAGGAACCACAGGGAUUCUGGUCCAGGAGUUCAAACACAUCUUCAAAAUCAUCACCAAAGAAAACAAACUGAAAGUGAUCCCUAAGAGGAACAGCGUGUUUGAGGUGGAGAUCAAUGGCUUCGUCUCCCACAUCUACGGGAGCAAGUUUGAGCAGCGAGCCAGUGAACGCUCCGCCAAGAAGUUUAAAGUGAGAGGAACCAUCGACUUGUGAUGCGUCACCACAGGAAGCUGUGUGCCUCAAUGAAAGAGACAUCCCUUUAAAGAACUGCCACAAUAAUGACCUACUUGUAGCAGAUGCAUUGUGGUUAUUUAUUGUCUAUGGCAGUGGUCCCUAAAUUGGGUUCCGGGGGAGGCCCAGGAGGUCCCCAGCAAAAAGGCAAAAACAUUUUUGUACUUUUUUUUUCAUACCACAAACUGUAAGACCACAUCUUAAAGAUCAUUUUACAGCUUUAAGUUCAGUUUUCACCUUGCUGUAUAUUGACAACUUUGAAAAAUAGGUAUCAAAAGAUGAUCAAAUGUGUAUCCUUAAUACAGAUGUUGACUACUUAAUCUGCCACACCUUAUUUUUCAUGAGCUAUUUGAUCCGAAUACUAAUGGUCCUGGUCGAAAAGAUUAAGGUAAUAACCUGAAUUUCCUGAUAUGAUGUGAAUGAAAGAUGAACUGGAGAACGUGGCCCCUGAAACUGCAGAGAGAAGACGUGUCACUCGGUUGGAGUUCUGGGAACUACAGAAACACUACGGAAUUUAUUUCUGGUUCUUGGUUGUAUUUGUUAAUCUAAUCUUUGAUCAGAUGUAUGGGAUUUAAAGACAUGCUUUUUUAAAUUUUAAAUUGUAUUUUUGUCAGGCUGCAUGGCUGCUUUGAGACAAAAGGGAAUGUUUUUUUUAUAGUAAAAAAAAAAAAAAGUAUCAACCCUAACCCAGCAAUACCUAAUCAGACCAACAGACCAGUAAUACGUCUUAGUCAGAGGUUUGCA